Engraulis encrasicolus (European anchovy) is the source of this 2623-nucleotide messenger RNA. It is a transcript of the gene wnt10a, whose product is annotated as wingless-type MMTV integration site family, member 10a. Gene Ontology annotation, biological process: multicellular organism development; cell fate commitment; neuron differentiation. Gene Ontology annotation, cellular component: extracellular region. The record is from RefSeq and is a predicted model, not a curated record. The transcript is spliced from 4 exons. NCBI's taxonomy places the organism in Eukaryota, Metazoa, Chordata, Actinopteri, Clupeiformes, Engraulidae. Bases 437 to 1777 code for a protein of 446 amino acids. Gene Ontology annotation, molecular function: frizzled binding; cytokine activity.
UAGAGGUAGGAGGCUGACUUAAGACCUAAUGGACCGCUUCCCGGUUGUAACUCAAUGCGGACAUCAUCACUUCGGAGCUGAAGUGCCACUGGGACAGAUUCGGUAACCCUCGUGCGCUCGUGUAGCGACUUCAUUCAUUCACCUUCUUUACUCUGACAACACUUCAAGAACUUUUUUUAACGGAGCGCCUGAAAAGUGGAGACACCUGAAACGUAUCCGUAUCAAAACAUCGUUUAGCUGCCGCACACCUUUCCUGACUUUGAUCUGUCCAGAAGAUCUGAGCGUGAUUUUUGGUCUGGACCCGUCAAUCUGUCAGCCACUGGGCAAGAAACUCACCUCUGGAAAAGCGUAUCUGGUCAACAUCUGUCAUCCUUCAGGAAAGAUAUAGGCUACCUGCCGAGCUCACACGUUUUUUGAAGAACUAUAAAGCACUAUAAUGGGAUUCUUACUGUUCCACGUUUUCUGUUCAGUGAUGUUGGUGUUUCAGUUUCUUCAAAGGGCAGGUUCCAAUGAGAUCCUGCGGCUGAAGAUCCCCGUGGACCCCAUUCUGAACGCCAACACGGUCUGCCUGACGCUGCCGGGCCUCACCAAGAAGCAGAUGGAGGUGUGCAUGCGCAACCCGGACGUGACGGCCUCCGCCAUCCAGGGCAUCCAGAUCGCCAUCCACGAGUGCCAGCACCAGUUCAGGGGCCACCGCUGGAACUGCUCCAGCCUGGAGACGCGCAACAAGAUCCCCUACGACAGCGUGGUGUUCAGCAGAGGUUUCCGCGAGAGCGCCUUUGCGUACGCCAUCGCGGCGGCCGGCGUGGUGCACGCGGUGGCCAACGCCUGCGCCAUGGGCAAGCUGAAGGCCUGCAGCUGCGACGACAAGCGCCGCGGUGACGAGGAGGCCUUCCGCGCCAAGCUCACCCGCCUGCAGAUGGAGGCCAUCAACCGGGGCAAGGGCAUGUCCCACGGCAUCAUGGAGCACUUCCCCGCCAUGCCCGCCGACGCCCACGCCAACGCCAACGCGUACGCCAACGCCGCCGCCAACGCCGCCACCACCACGACCACGCUGGGGCCGCAGGACACCUGGGAGUGGGGCGGCUGCAGCCCCAACGUGGAGUUCGGCGAGAAGUUCUCGCGGGACUUCCUGGACUCGAGGGAGACGCACCGGGACACGGUGCACCGGGACAUCCACGCGCGCAUGCGGCUCCACAACAACAGAGUUGGCAGGCAGAUGGUGGUUGAGAACAUGAGGCGGAAAUGCAAAUGUCACGGCGCGUCGGGCAGCUGCCAGCUGAAGACCUGCUGGCAGGUGACGCCCGACUUCCGCACGGUGGGCUCGCUCCUGAAGGACCGCUUCAACAUGGCCACCGUCAUCAAGUCCCACAACCGCAACACGGGCCAGGUGGAAAACGCCAACUCCGUCAACCAGCACAGCAACAACCACAAUCACCACCACAGCAACCACCACAACAACCACCAUCACCACCACCACCAUCACCACCACCACCACCACCACCGGCGUCGCAGCAACUACAACGAGCUGGUCUACUUCGAGAAGUCGCCCGACUUCUGCGAGCGCGACCUGAGCUCCGACUCGGCGGGUACGCAGGGCCGCAUCUGCAACAAGACCAGCCUGGCGAUGGACAGCUGCGAGAGCCUCUGCUGCGGCCGGGGCCACAAUAUCCUGCAGCAGACACGGAGCGAACGCUGCAACUGCAAGUUCCACUGGUGCUGCUACGUGGUGUGCGAAGAGUGCCGGAUAACGGAGUGGGUCAACGUCUGUAAAUGAUAGCACGAGAACAUUUGAAAAAAACAACAACAACAAAAAAACACUAUGCAUAAACCUUAAUAAAUGAAUAUAUAUGAAAGACAUUAACACAGACAUUAUAAAGUAGAGAGAGAGAGAAGUGGGGGGAAGGAGACUGCAAGGAUUUAACCCUACCUUCCCUUUUGCGAUGGACUGCCAGCUCCAUUUUUUUCAUAGAGUGGAAAGCAUGAAAAAAACCAAGACUGGGACGUGUGAAGCUAUGUUCACACCAAGAGCGACCUACGCUAACUGAGUGACAGAAGUUAUUAUUUCUCUAUGGAAGAUAAGCGAACUGGCGACCAGAGCAAAUUUGCCAGGGGUGAAGCGAACUGAGCGACCAGAGCGAAUUUCAACGAUUAAAGUCAAGCUAACAUUAUGGUAAUGAGCUAUGACGCGGUUCGGCGAAAACCAAUUGGAAUGUUCAUAUCUCCGAAUGUCCCAGGCUGUCAAGCCAGAGCCGUUAUGUGAUUAGCUAAAUCAAACAUGUCAAUGUCACAUACGGAGCGAAUAAAGAGAAUUCAUGGCGAAACUUCUUCAGCUUCCUCCGCUACCAGGCAGCGUGGGUCGCCCUUGGUCUGGACACAGCAUGAGGAGGUGUUGUGCGCUGGUGGCGUGCACACAGCAGCAUGUGUUGAAACACAGUAGUUCAGAUUGAGCUUUUGGACCUGCACUGCAUAUAAUAAUAAUCUUCAGAGAAGUUUAAAGAUAAGUUAAAAACAAGUGAUACAACUAUUGUGGGUUUCAUUGAUAUCUGAGCACUCCUUUAUUUAAGAAUAGUGGUUCUUAUCAAUUACUUACAGCAGUGGUUCCCAAACGUUUUCAGCGGGG